GUGUUGCCAAGGGGUAUAUGAGAAAGGGAAGAGGGGCAAGAAUUGUUUCCUCAUGAAGAUUGUCUCUUAGAAUGUCAGGUGGUUGGGAAGUCUUCAAAAGAGGCUUCUAGUGAGCAAAAUCCUGUGGAAGUCGAAAGGAGAAGUCCUUAUUAUUCAAGAACCCAAGCUUCAAGAUUGUGGUCAGGGCAUAGUGGAUUCUUUUCUUGGGCACAAAGGAUUCAAAUCAGAGAUCUUGCUAGCCAUUGGAGCUUCUGGAGGAAUUAUCAUCCUUUAGAAUCCAUCCGUGUGGAUCAAAGAAGAUUGUUGGUCUGGCUCUUAUUCUCUAUUGGUUGUUUUCAGAGGAGCUAAGUCUGUGGUGCACGAAGUGAUUACAGGGGUGUAUGGACCAAAUCAACCUUCCCUUAGGUCAUCUUUCUAGGAGGAAUUGUCCUCAGUUGGGGAUAAACGGCAGUUGCCUUGGGGGGAGGGGGGAUUUCAAUGUAGUGGGGUUCAUUCAUGAGAAGUACAAGACAAGAAAGACUUCUAUUAGCAUGAGGGGUUUUUCUGUGUGGAUCUAGAGCCAAAACCUUGUUGAUUAGACAGAUUCCUAUUAUCCUAAUCUUGGCUGGAUUCCUUUCCUUUGGUGCGAUAGGUGGCUCUUCCGAAGUCUACCUCUGAUCACUGGACUCCUUGGGGGUGGAGGCUGAUUCUUGAGGCCCGAAACAGUUCUGGUUUGAAAUUGCAUGGAUGGAACUGGAAGGCUUUUCAAGUUUGAUCCCAGAGUGGUGGAAGUCUAUUGACGUCCAUGGCUCAAUAGGAUUCAGGCUAUGUCAGAAACUCAAAGGUAUUAAAGGUAAACUCAAAUCCUGGAGGAAGGAGAUUUAUGAUCAGAGAGUAGCAGAAAUGGAGAGCCUGCUCCAAGUUAUUCAGUCUUUAGAUGCUAAGGAACGGUUGGGGCCUCUAACUGAAGCAGAAAUUGCAGAAAGAAACACUCUCGGCCUGAAGUUUAGCAAAAGGCUGCUAGAAGAGGAAAUCAAAUGGAGGCAGAUGUCGCAAUCUGUUUGGCUCAAAGAGGCGGACAAAAACACUAGGUAUUGUCAUUGCAUUGCCAGUGUGCAUGCUAGAUGUAACAGAAUCUCCUCUAUGGGUCAAUGGUAAGCUUACUGACAAGAAGGAUCAAAUCAUAUCAGCCAUCGCGGACUUUUUUGUGCUCCUCUCCAAAGAAGAUAUUCUUUGGCCAUAACUUCAGUUUUUGAAUUUCAAGCAGAUUUCUGAGGAAGAUGCCCACACCCUUGAAUCGCCUUUUGCAGAGUUGGAAGUCAGGACUGCGGUGAUGGGCCUUGAGCAUGAUAAAGCCCCGGGCCCCAAUGGAUUUCCAUUGGCCUUUUUCCAAGUCUUUUAGGAAAUUCUCUAAGCUGAUAUCAUGGAUUUUGUGACGGAAUUUCAUGAAUUCGAUAUGCUGCUGAAGGAAAUGGGAAGCUCUUUCAUUGUCCUUAUCCCUAAGGUGGAGGGAGCUACUUCUCUUUACGACUUCAGGCCGAUAAGUCUGAUCAAUGGUCCAUAUAAGAUCCUUGCUAAGGCUUUAUCCAAUCAUAUUUGAUCAGUUCUUUCUAAGGUCAUCUCCCCCUACCAAAUGGCCUUCAUUGCUGACAGGGAGAUAGUUGAUUGCUCUCUCCUGGCUAACGAGAGUUAGAUUCUUGUCAUAGAGAUGGGACAAAGGGAGUCACGUGGAUUGGUAGUUCUUAGACUUACAUGCUGGGUAAAAUGGGCUUCGGAGAAAAAUGCUAGGGUUGUAUGCAUGCCUGUGAGUUUUCUGCGCAUUUAUCUGUUCUCAUGAACGGGACUUCUCAUGAAUGGGACUCCUUUCGAAUACUUUCAGACCUCUAGGGGGCUCCGCCAAGGUGAUCCCCUUUCCCCUUUCCUUUUUAUACUUGUUUCGGAGGCUCUUAGUAUGAUGCUGGAAAAAGGGAAAUGAGUGGCUCUAUUUUAGGGAUUUAAAGUGUCAAAUUCCUUGUCUUCCUUAUCCCACAUUCAGUUUGCAGAUGAUACUUUAAUUAUCUGCGAAGCGGGGGUUUCUAAGGUCUUUAAUCUUAGUCUCAUCCUGCAUUGUUUUCAACUUGUCUCUGGUCUCAAGGUCAAUUUCUCUAAAUCUGAGCUGCUCAGUGUCAACAUAAAGACAGGGCGGUAGGUGAGCUGGCUGAGGUGUUGAGAUGCCGUGCUGCUUCGUUCCCCAAUUAAUACUUGGGUCUCCCACUGUGCCUUGGUAAACCUCCUCUCACCUCAUGGGAUAGGGUGUUAGAGAGAAUGGAUAGAAAAUGGAUCCGUAGAAAGGCAAAUUGUUAUUGUUAGGGGGUAGGAUCACCUUGAUUAAAUCCUCCCUCUCUAAUCUUCCCACUUAUUUUUUCUCCCUAUUCCAUAGCCCCAAAUCUGUUCUGGCUAAGAUGGAUAAGCUGUGGAGGAAUUUUCUUUGGCAAGGGGGGAAUUUGUCUUUCAAGUUCCACCUUCUCUCUUGGGAAGAGGUCUACAAACCACUAGAAUAGCGGAGGGGGGUUUGGUAACAAAGAUUUAGAGCAAGUUAACAGUGUGCUAUUAGGAAAAUGGGUGUGGAAAUUUGUGGAGGAAGAAAACGGUUUAUGGCUAGAGGUUAUAGCCAGCAAAUAUAUUGUUCCAGCUCAGGGAAGAUGGACCAAAAGCUCAUCUAGGGCUUCUCAUUGUUGGAAAUCGAUCUCUAGAUUGGCUGACAAAAUCUUUCCUCAGAUUGGCUUCUCUUUAGGUAGAGGGGACAUAAUUUGCUGUUGGGAUGACAUUUGGCUAGGGGACUCUAGCCUCAGAUCCCAAUUUCCCUGGUUGCUGCUUUGAGUCCGUGGGAGGACUUGCUCGUCUCAGAUUGCUUUUCAGCCGCACGUAUGGGGGCUUCGUGGGCUCGUCUCUGUAGGUGCAAACUGAAUGAUACAGAAGCGGAUGAGAUGAUUAGAUUGCUUGCUCUUCUGGAGGGCGUGCAUCCUUCACCUGAUGAGAGAGAUGCCCCUUACUGGCAUGCGGACAAAUCAGGAUGCUUCUCAGUUUGAUCGUUCAUGAAGGUGAUCCGCUCGGUUGGUUUGGGGUUCGAUUACAGAUUCUUAGCCUCUAUAUGACGUGUUCAAGCCCCCCUCAAGGUUUUAGCUUUUGGUUGGCUUGUUGGAGGGGGUAAAAUUCUCACUCUGGAUAACCUUUGCAAAAAAGAUUGCUUGUUCAUAGGUAGUUGCAGUCGGCAAAUGGGGAAAACUAUUGCUGUUUGCCAUGUUGGUGGCGAGUUUGUAACAAACAACAAUGGAUCUAUGUCAUAUACUGGUGGAGAAGCAUAUGCAAUACCGGUUGUUCCCAACAUGAAAUUUGAUGAAUUCAAGUCAGAGAUAGCUGAAAUGUGCAAUCGUGAUGCAAGUACCUUAUUCGUAAAGUACUUUCUCCCAGGCAACAGACGGACUCCGAUCACAGUAUCCAAUGAUAAGCACAUGCAGUGCAUGGCUGAUUUUCAUGAGGAUUCAGCGACGAUUGAUGUUUUCGUUUUGGAUAGAGAGACCAUUGCUCAGAACACUGAUAAAACGGAUAACAACCGGGCAAACAGAGCCACAGGUAGAACAAGUAGAUCCACAAGUAGGACCACAAAAAGGGCUGCAGCCACUGUCUCAAUUACGCGAACUCCUACAACCGUCGACAAUGAUGGGAUAGGAAGGCGAACUACGGUCACUAAUCCAGUGGCUUCAAAUGCUGUCAUGGAUGACCCUGCCAGUGGUGAUAGCAUCGCAGGUAGGACCAGGAGCAGGAUUACAUCAAUUGCCGCUACAAUCACUGACCCAACCACCCCAAUUGCCACCACCGCUGCCGUUGGCAAUGAUAAGCGGCCAGCACAAUACAGUUCCCUAGGUGACACUAUCUUUGAUGUGGGACAAGAAUUUAAUAGUGUCAGUGACUUCCGUGUUGCAUUGCGUAUGUAUGCCAUUGUGAAAGGGUUUGCAAGCAAGACAAUUAAGAGUGGAAAAGCCCGUGUGACUGCCCAAUGUAGUGCCGAGGGCUGCCCAUGGCGGGUGCAUGCUUCCAGACUUCCAACCAUGCAGAGGUUCAAGAUUAGAAAGAUAAAUAAUGUGCACACAUGCGGAGGCGGGGUUGGAAAAGACGGCCAUCCUAACGCAACAAGUCUCUGGGUUGCGAGCAUUAUAAAAGACAAGCUACAUGAUAAGCCACAGUAUACGCCUAAGGAAAUUGUGAAUGACAUAUAUCGGGAGUACGGAGUCAAUGUAAGUUUUAAAAAGGCACGGGCUGGGAAGGAGGUGGCUGAGGAGCAGCUUCAAGACUCCCAGUCAUAUAGUCAGCUGCCUUGGUUCUGCAAUAGGUUAAAGGAGACAAAUCCAGGUAGUCUUAUAACUCUGACAACAACAGACAAGUCGAGGUUUCACCGCCUUUUUGUCUCAUUCCAUGCUUCGCGGCAUGGGUUUGAGAACGGUUGUCGCCCCCUCAUUCUUCUUGACAGAACAUCUCUAAGAAAGGAAUGCCGAGGGAUGUUGUUAGCUGCGGUAUCAGUAGAUGGGGAUGAUGCUAUCUUUCCCGUUGCCUUCGCUAUUGUGGAUUUUGAAUCCUAUGAUAAUUGGAUUUGGUUUUUGACAGAAUUGAAAUCGGCCGUGUCAACAAAUCGGACCAUAACAUUUGUAUCCGAUUGGCUCAACGGUUUAGAGGAGGCUGUGCCGCAGGUUUUUGAGGGCAGCUAUCAUGCCUACUCUCUCCAUCACCUUAUUGAGGGCUUCAAGCUGGUGUUGAAGGGCCCAUCAGAACCGGUGAAGGAUGCACUGGCUGAUGAGAUUCAACGUGCUGCUUACUCAUGCAGCAUUACCGAUUUCAAUGCUUGCAUUGGCAAAACCCGGAAUUUCUCACACAAUGUCGCAUUGUGGAUCUUGGAAAGCAAGCCUGAACAUUGGUCGAACGCAUUCUUUGAGGGCUUGCGAUAUGACCACCUAUCAUCGAACAUUGCAGAGUUGUUCUACGGUUGGAUAUCAGAGGAGCGCAGGCUAUCAAUAAUACAGAUGAUUGACAUGAUACGGUGUAAGAUGAUGGAGAUGAUUUAUACCCGCCGAGAGGCUUCUAGCACAUGGUCGACGAUUCUCACACCUUCAAUGGAGCAAAGACUAGAGAGAGAGAAAUGCAACUCGCACUCGCUCAGCGUGUUGUUUUCAUCAGGGAGCAUAUUUGAAGUCCGCGAUGAUUCAGUCAACAUUGUGGACAUCGAGACAUGGGAUUGUACAUGCCGGAGAUGGAAGAUGACCGGGUUGCCUUGCGUUCAUGCAGCCGCAGUUUUCGAUCGCACAGGUAGAAAUAGUUAUGAUUACUGCUCAAGAUACUUCACGGUCGAUUGUUACCGUUCAGCAUACUCAGAAUCUAUCCACCCUAUACCGGAUAUAGGAAAUCCUGUAAGCGAAGAUUCUAACACCGAGCUGAUUGUUCGUCCACCCCGCAGCCAUCCUCCACACCGUUCACCUGGCAGGCCAAAAUCGAAGCAGACAGAAUUGCUUGAUCCGAGUAAGAGGCUAAAGCUUCUUCAACAUUGUCAACAUUGCAGUAGGUGUGGUGGGUGCGGGCACAACAAGAGGAGGUGCAGAGGUGUGUUAUAGUGAAAUCACUAGUGUUAAUUUUAGUUGUAUUUAGGAGCUAUUUAGUUGGAUGUAAAUACUAAUGCCUUGGGGUGAUUGUAUUGGUUUUUGAGUAUUUAGAUGGUUAAAACCAGAUUGAAGAUCGACCCUUGGAUGUUUUGACCAAAAUAAACUCAGCAUUCCUAGUAAGCCAUUUUGCUUCAGCUACU
Molecule: messenger RNA, 5806 nt
Organism: Magnolia sinica
Lineage: Eukaryota; Viridiplantae; Streptophyta; Magnoliopsida; Magnoliales; Magnoliaceae
Exons: 3
Coding region: 3234-5618 (794 amino acids)
Molecular function (GO): zinc ion binding; protein binding
Source: RefSeq, a predicted model, not a curated record